AUGUGGUGUUCCAAGAUAAGGCGAGCACUUGCUAAUUCGAGUCCACAAGCAGGAAAUGUGAUACAUCCAUUUCCUUUCAGGCAAACAACACAGUUCCCUGGCAGCACAAAAGCAUUGCUUCUACUGCUAAAUCUCAAACGUUCAGAAACCCAUUGCUCCUCUGUGGACAUACCAUUCUAUAUUUGUUAUUUGGAUGUUAUGGAUAGAAACAGUACUUACUCUCCAAUCACAUGGCCACCAAAGUUUUGGGAGCAGAUAACAAUAGCCUUCACAGUGUCCAUGGUGGUUGGACUGGUGAUUGGAGGGAUCAUUUGGGCCUUGUUCACUUGCUUGUCCCGUCGCAGAGCUAGCGCCCACAUUUCCCAGGGGACCUCCUCAGCCUUCAGCCGUCGGUCCAGACCCUCCUCCCAUGGCCACACUACUGGCAGGACUGGAUUUUACCGCAACAGCAGCUGUGAACGUCGGAGCAACCUCAGCCUCGCCAGCCUCACCUUCCAGCGGCAAGCCUCCUUAGAACAAGCCAACUCUUUCCCCAGGAAGUCAAGCUUCCGUGCAUCCACCUUCCACCCUUUCCUGCAGUGUCCUCCCCUCCCCGUGGAGACGAACAGUCAGCUCAUCACCCUCACUCCCACGAACACCACCACAACCCUUGUGGGAAGCACCACCAACAGCUUAAGUCGACCCGAAUUCCACUGGUCUAACAACAGCCUCCGCAUCUGCCAUUCCACACAAACCCCCCCGCCCGCCUAUGAAACCAUCAUAAAAGCUUUCCCAGACUCCUGAGCUAGGUCCCUGCUGCAAACACACGCGUGCAUUUCAGGAGGAACCUCAAUCAUCUCAACAAUUUUCUGUGCGUGAUGAAGAUCUCUGAGAAGUCUCUGGCUGCCGUUGCUGUGGGGACAUACAUUGCCAAGAGGCAGGUAGCAGCGAUUUCUUAGAGCACAAUAUCCCACCGUCCAAGGGAUCACUUGUCUUUGCACUGCUGGCUCUAAUUUACUGCUCUGCCGUAUGCUUGCAUAUUUAUAGUGUUGUAUCUUUAAUUGUAACCAUUGUAUCUUUAGAGGAAAGAAAAUGCUGCCGUACAAAACCCAGAUCAUUUCUUGAAGAAACAGAUCACGUUAGGGAUUACUGAUAUACACAUUUCUGCAAAUUUCACUAUUCUGUUUCUUUUUAAAAAAAAAAAAGUUCUGGUUUUAUGUAUUUUCCCAAGGAUGUUAAAUUUUCGGAGAACACCUUCCAUUACCCACCUUCUUCCUAUAACCACAGAAACCCUUCUGUCUGAGGAACCUUAGGUGCAGACCUUGUAGAGGAUUUAAUGUCACAGUCCUGGCUGUGGUCAUAGGCAUCCUGUUCUGCUGAUUGUGGAGGAUCUUAAAAGACUCCAUGUUAGGGCUGCUUGUAUAAAAUUCCCCGCUGUGGGAAAAAUGUUAAAGUAUACGAAGCUUCAUGCAAAGAGAAGUUUCAAACAACAUACUAAAUGCAUGGUAACAAUUAUAAAGAAUUUUCUGUCUGCAGCCAGCAGAACAGGUAGUCACAUUUUAAUACCUAGUAAGGCUGUAUGGAGCAGAACUCCUCAUGUUUCAUUUUUCUAGUUCUGGUUAUCAAGAUAAGCAGCAUGAAUGACAACUAUAUUUAAUUAGGUUUCCUGUUUUGCUAUGGGAUUACUCAUUUCCUUAUUUCAAAUUGUUUUUCUCAAAUUGUACCAACAUUUAAUUCUUCCUGGCAAAUUAUUCACUGAAAUCUUGUCUUCCACUAAAGCAAGAUUUUAGACAUCUAUGGCUGAAUACUGGGAUUGUACAAUUAGUUGGAAUAUGAAGAUAAAGAUGGAAUAUUUAGUUGAGGUUAACACAUAUUCUUGACUCAUACAUGUAUCAUGUCAAGCUAACCCCUGGCUUAGUAGAGACUAAUUGCACUGAUGUGAGAAGUCCGGGAUUUGGAAACAGCACAGGCAAAUGGGGCCUGGUUUAAGUCUUAUUGUAUCAGUUUCCUGUUAAAUAUUUCAUGUUCAAAUAAAGGAUAAAGAAUUUCCACAAGUAGAGGAACAGUCCUAGUCCUCACACAUUAACCUUUUUAUCCUAAAAGGGCUGGGCAACUACCAGCCACAGGACUCCUGAUCCUGAGGGGGCUGGUCCUGUGCUCCUGUAGAGAGAACAAGUCCUCAUCUGUCUUCUGGGAGGGACAAGAUUCAGCAGCUUUUGAGAAUGGGCAAAAUGCUUAACAUCUUACUUUCCAGGCUUUUGGACACUGGCAGCAUGCAUCCCUUCGCCAAGCUCAGCAUCCCUCAGGAAGCACUGGCAUUGGUCUCUGAACUGCAAUCUUCCAGCCCAGUAUCACCCCACUUGCAAAUAUUACUACAAACAUUGAGCUUACAAGCGUUACUGUAAACCACAAGUAUUCCGUAUUGUAAAGGCAAAUAAUUUUGCAUAUAUUUACUGACUGGCUUUUAUUGUUUUAUUUUUAGUGUGCAACAGUUUCCCUUCUGGAGACAUAUAUGUCAUUGCUAGAAGAACAACAAUUAACAGAGUUUACAAAGCAUUUCACUGCAGACACUAUGGGUUCCAGUACAUCAAGGACUUGCUGAUAAGACUGCAAAACUGCAUUUGGCUGGUUGCAGGCUACGGACUUAAAACAAUAGUCUUCUGGAGAAAGAAAGUUGUGUUAUUUCAUUCAUUAAUAAUAUUUUUUUCAUUUAGAGUCUUACUGAGUCUGAUGAACUUCAUUGCAUGCACAAGUGUGUUCACAGUGUCCUGUCUCUAGAACAGGUGAUGCUGCCUAUUCUAACAUGCCUACGAAAAGCAGAAUUCAAGCUUGCUCCCUUUGCUUAUUGAGUUUCAUGGACUGUUUGAAGAGACAACUUGGCCUGCAGUGUGUACCCAGCUGGCCAAAACUGCUUGUUCCUUGAGAGUGAAAUCAUUUUAGAUGAGUAAAUUUUUACUCCUGGAUUGUAAUGCACAUUACAGUAGAACUUUCCACAGCAUAUUAUUACUUGUAUUACACUAUAUUUAGUAAACAAUGUAGAAAAGGAAGCUUAAAUGUACUGUAUUUUUUUCCUCCUGAAAUCUGUACUGGAUAUCAAAACAUUUUUUUUAUGUCCCCUGGAUUAGGGAGAUUAAAAACACAGAUUGUUUGGUGCAUAACCAGUAUGGCUGUCAGAUACCUAACUACUAGUUUAAACAAUGUCUGAAUUGAAUGUUUUGCAAGCACUCUGGAAGCUUCAGAAUGUGAAAUAAAGUUAGAUGUUAUAAUCUCAA
Molecule: messenger RNA, 3251 nt
Organism: Harpia harpyja (harpy eagle)
Lineage: Eukaryota; Metazoa; Chordata; Aves; Accipitriformes; Accipitridae
Gene: MYCT1
Product: MYC target 1
Exons: 2
Coding region: 1-783 (260 amino acids)
Cellular component (GO): nucleoplasm
Source: RefSeq, a predicted model, not a curated record